Messenger RNA from Coffea eugenioides, 647 nucleotides. Its product is annotated as secretory carrier-associated membrane protein 4-like. The coding region runs from base 177 to 632 and encodes 151 amino acids. The transcript has 5 exons. NCBI's taxonomy places the organism in Eukaryota, Viridiplantae, Streptophyta, Magnoliopsida, Gentianales, Rubiaceae. The record is from RefSeq and is a predicted model, not a curated record. Gene Ontology annotation, cellular component: recycling endosome membrane; trans-Golgi network membrane. Gene Ontology annotation, biological process: protein transport.
GGAUUUGCGUCACUAAUCACUCUGAGUAGUUUUAAGUGCUCCGUACUCGCUUCCUCACUCUCUCUCUCUCUACCAAUACAUAUAUCUACAUUUCCCUUUCUCAUUCUGUAUAGAUUCAUUUUCCUGUUUUUUUGUGGUUGAUUUUUGCCGGAAAUAUUUUGAAUUCACUUAGGACGAUGAAUCGGAGUAGCGAUCCAAAUCCAUUUGAUGAAGAAGAGCAAGAAGUCAAUCCGUUUUCGAAGGGUAAUGCUGCUCCUGGAUCAAAGUCGCGUGUUCCUCAAUUUGUCAGCAAUACUCUGGGUUUUGGCCCAAAACAUGACGCGACUGUUGAUAUACCCUUGGACUCAAUGAAUCAGGAUUCAAAGAAAAAACAGAAGGAGCUUGCUGAUUGGGAAGCAGAUAUUAAAAGGAGGGAAAGGGAUAUCAAACGCAGAGAAGAUGCUGUUGCCAGUGCUGGUGUCCCCGCUGAUGACAGAAAUUGGCCUCCCUUUUUUCCUAUUAUUCAUCAUGAUAUAGCCAAUGAAAUCCCUGUUCAUGCUCAGAGGUUGCAGUAUUUAGCUUUUGCUAGUUGGUUAGGUAUGUUCUUUUUAUUGUUUGAUAGUUGUUGCACAAUGAUUUUUUCUGAUCUUUGAUUGCAUGAUUUACAC